Messenger RNA from Megalops cyprinoides (Indo-Pacific tarpon), 3013 nucleotides. RefSeq names its product rho GTPase-activating protein 24-like. The transcript is spliced from 8 exons. Gene Ontology annotation, molecular function: GTPase activator activity. Lineage: Eukaryota; Metazoa; Chordata; Actinopteri; Elopiformes; Megalopidae. The coding region runs from base 1 to 1983 and encodes 660 amino acids. The record is from RefSeq and is a predicted model, not a curated record. Gene Ontology annotation, biological process: activation of GTPase activity; wound healing, spreading of epidermal cells; negative regulation of Rac protein signal transduction. Gene Ontology annotation, cellular component: focal adhesion.
AUGGGAAACGCCUGCUUCAAAUCCUGGAAAUACGACAGCACUGCAUCGAAAGGGGGGAACAGAAACUCGCCAGUUAGCGCUGGCUCCUCCUUCUUCCUGUCUAACAGCUGUGGUACAGGUGAGGGGUGGCUGAAGACCCUCAACCAAGGCGUGUGGAUCCCCUUCACAGGUGUUUUCGGGCAGCGCCUGGAGGAGACAGCGGUGUACGAGAGGCGAUAUGGGGAGCACCUGGCGCCCCUAGUGGUGGAGCAGUGCGUGGCGUUCAUCCGCGAGCGGGGUCUGCUGGAAGUAGGUCUGUUCCGCCAACCCGGCCAGGCCACACUGGUCAAGGAGCUGCAGGUGGCCUUUGACGCCGGGGAGAAGCCCACCUUCGACAGCAGUACAGAUGUUCACACGGUGGCGUCUCUGCUGAAGCUGUACCUGAGGGAGUUGCCGGAGCCCGUGGUCCCCUUCUCCCGUUACCAGGACUUCCUGCAGUGUGGCGAGAGAGUUCCCAACGGCAGGAGGCAGGCUUUGGCAGACCUGAAGAAACUUCUCCAUGAGCUGCCUGUGGCCAACUUCAACCUUCUAUAUUACAUCUGCAGGUUCCUAAACGAGGUCCAGUCUUACUCCCACAUCAACAAAAUGAGCACCCAGAACCUGGCGACCGUGUUUGGACCGAACAUCCUGCGCCCCAAAGCUGAGGACCCCGAGAGCAUAAUCGGAGGAGCGGCUCUUGUGCAGCAGCUGAUGUCAGAGUUGAUCUGGGAGUGCGGCAGCUUGUUUCUCAGAGACUCCAGCGGCACCGCUUCUGGCUCGGAUUCACUCCCUCGUCAGGGACAGAGAGACGAUCCACCCGAGGAGGCGCCGCCAAACCCUCCCGCUGCCCGCCCGCAGAGCCCCUUCCCGGGCACAGCCGCAGAGGGCCCCCCUCAGGCCUCCACGCCCCGCUCCCUCCAGCUCCCCCUGCCUGCCCUCGCGCCCCGGAGCCCGCUGGACACUUUCAGCCCCCGGUGCAGGGCGGGGAUGGAGCAACGGCCCCCGCCCCACGAGACGCCUUCCCCUGGGAACGCCAGCGAGCCUCUGUACGACAACUGCCCGUCCCCCUCCGAGCGGCUCUCCGCUGAGAGCGGAGGGGCCCCCACCCCGGCCGCCCCUCCCCCGGGCCCCGCAGCGGUUCCCACGCUCCGAGAGCCCCUGGAUGGCUGUGCUCCAGGCGGCUGGGGGAGCGUGGGCCGGCAGAGCUGGCCCAUGGAGACCGGGAGCAGACGCAGCAGCGGCGGCUCGCAGGACGGACACAGGGCCUGCGACGACGCGCACGAGAGCACCCUCUCCGUCUACGACAACAUCGACGGCCCUGCCCGCGCUGCCGACGACGACAGCGAGGCGGGCACCCACGGCGGUGGCGGCGCGCCCAACCCCCACGUGGCGGAGGACGGAAUGAACAGCGCUGACAGCAGCUCCUGGUCCUCCUGCGAAAUCGUCCUGGAGGAGAAGAAGGCCGCCGCCGUCCCGGGCUUCGGCCAGUUCACUUUCAGGACCGACCCGGAGGACUCCCAGCCCGAUUUUCCCGCCGCCUCCGUUCUGCCCAAUAUCUCCCUCAGCAGCGCCUGUGCGGACAUCUUCCUGUCCCCAACUGCCCCAGACCCCCUCCCGCCCCUGCCCCCCCACCUCGCGACCUCUCCCAACGCCAUGCGAUACAUCCUUGCUGGUCUCAAGCAGCAGAUGGCCAGGCAGAAGGAGGAAUACGAAGCCCAGAUCAGAAGCCUGGAGAAGCGGAACGAGGCCCUGCAGGGAGAAGUGUCCAGCCUCCGGUCCAACCUGGAGCAGCAGCGGUGCUGGUACCGCGUGGUGGACAUCAAGAUGCGCAACACAGAGCGCGCCCUGGCCGACGCCGACCGCCGAAACCUCGCCCUGCAGCAGGAGAUGGAGCAGUUCUUCGACACCUUCGGACAGCUCAACAACGAGGCCAAGAAGACAGAGCGCAUCCUUCAGGGCUUCUGAGCUCUGGGCAGAGCGUCGGCCUGCUCUGCUCCAGCGAGCAUAACAGUCAGCAUGCCAGUGACAAACUGCUGAUGACUGACACUGCAAUCACGGCACAGAGGCCAGGCGGCUGUCUACACAAGUCAAAGGGGGCGUUUGAGUGUUUUCCUCCAGGGUUUUUUCUGGACUACAGUUUUCUUCUCAGGUUUUUUUUUUCAAGUAUUCCUCAGUGUCCCUUUAAUUCGUUGGCCAGGAUCAGGCUCUCCCAGAUGGUGGGUGUGUAUGUGCACAUCAGAGCGAGAAUGGUGAUGCUGGUCACUUGCUCCAGCUAGUCGACUCGACCCAGAAAUCUUCAGGACUCACUGCGACAGAGGGGACACCAUUAUCUUUGAGUUCCACAAACUGGUUGCCUUUUUCAAUUUUACUAAAUUGCCAAUAUUAUGCCAGCUUUUUGAUUGUUACUGAGUAUAGAAUUAUGUAUACUGUAAAUACAAAUGGGCAUUCGAUUACAGACACGGACAACUUAAAACACAUUUUAUUUUGCCUUGCCUCAUUUUUGAACCCUCUUUACUAAUUUGUUGUAGAAGGUUAGGUAACUAUUGUGAAACAGGAGCAAGAACAUGCAAUAUUUAAGGGCUACGACUACAGUCACCAGGGGUACAUUCUUGAGAUCCCUUCGAAUGGGGCAAUCUGUCAAUACCGUGCUGUAAUUAUAAAUCAUUAUCAGGGGAUUUGUUCCCGACACAAAAAUAACUCAUCUUAUGACAUGUAAAAAUGCAAUAGCGCAGUGAUUAAUAUGGGUAUUUAUGCAAUUAUGUAAUAAACAUGUCAUAUGAAAAAAAAGCAACAGGGUGGGUGUUUGUGUGGCACUCUUUGGCCCAGGAACGGAGAGUUCUGCCUAGAGCUCUCAUCUGAAAUCACAAAUGGUAAAUCUGCGUGACAAGGGUCUCCUUUUCUGCGCGCUGGUGGAUUCACUUAUUACUGCCUAUUUGCCACCUAGUGGUAAAAUGAGGGUACUGUCAGAACCACUCUCAAUGAGAAACGGUACCAU